AAGGGGGGCCUCUCUUGUUUUCCCUUAGGGUUGCAAUCCCCUUGCCCAAACUGGCCGGAGCAGACUGCAGAAUCAGAGAGCUGCCUUGAACCAGCAGAUCCUGAAAGCCAUGCGGAUGAGAACGGGAGCAGAGAACCUUCUGAAAGCAGCCACAAACCAAAAGGUGCGGGAGCAGGUGCGCCUGGAACUGAGCUUCUUGAACUCAGAUCUGCAAAUGCUCAAGGAAGAGCUGGAGGGGCUCAACAUCUCGGUGGGAGUCUAUCAGAGCACAGAGAAGGCGUUUAUAAUUCCCCUGAUUCCACUCGGCUUGAAGGAGACCAAGGAUGUUGACUUUUCCGUUGUUCUCAAGGAUUUUAUUCUGGAGCAUUACAGUGAAGACAGCUACCUCUAUGAAGAUGAAAUAGCAGACCUCAUGGAUCUGAGACAAGCCUGUCGGACGCCCAGUCGCAGUGAGGCCGGGGUCGAGCUGCUGAUGAGUUACUUCAUCCAGCUGGGUUUUGUCGAGAGCCGAUUCUUCCCGCCCACCCGACAGAUGGGGAUCCUGUUUACAUGGUAUGACUCUCUCACUGGGGUUCCGGUUAGCCAACAGAACUUGCUGCUGGAGAAGGCCAGCGUUCUGUUUAAUAUUGGAGCCCUCUACACACAGAUCGGGACCCGGUGCAACCGACAGACAGAAGCUGGGCUGGAGAGUGCAGUGGAUGCCUUUCAGAGAGCCGCAGGAGUCUUAAACUACUUGAAAGAGACAUUUACUCACACUCCGAGUUACGACAUGAGUCCCGCUAUGCUCAGUGUGCUGGUCAAAAUGAUGCUCGCACAAGCCCACGAAUGCACGUUUGAGAAAGUCUGCCUUCCCGGGAUCCAGAACGAGUUCUUCGUGCUGGUGAAGGUGGCUCAGGAGGCUGCCAAGGUGGGAGAGGUCUAUCAGCAGCUGCACACAGCCAUGAACCAGGAGCCGGUGAAGGAGAACAUCCCCUACUCCUGGGCCAGCCUGGCCUGCGUGAAGGCCCACCACUACGAAGCCCUCGCCCACUACUUUGCAGCCACCCUCCUCGUCGACCACCAGCUGAAGCCUGGCACAGAUGAGGACCACCAGGAGAAGUGCCUGUCCGAGCUCUAUGACCACAUGCCAGAGGGACUGACACCCUUGGCCACGCUGAAAAACAUUCACCAGCGCCAACAGCUGGGCAAGGCGCACCUGUGCAGAGCCAUCACCCACCACGAGGAGUCCAUGAGAGAGGCAAGCCUGUGCAAGAAACUCCGGAACAUCGAGGUGCUGCCAGAGGUGCUGUCUGCGGCACACCAGCGGUCCCAGCUCAAGUACACUCAGCUUCGUGAGGACGAUGACCUGCUGGACUUGAUGGACGCCCCCAGCAUCAUCUCUAAAGCUGAGAAAGAGGUUGAAAUUAUACUGCCCCAGUUCUCCAAAGUGACAGUAACGGACUUCUUCCAAAAGCUGGGCCCUUUAUCUGUGUUCUCGGCUAACAAGAGAUGGACGCCUCCUCGAAACAUUCACUUCACUGCAGAGGGAGGGGACUUGGGGUUCACCCUGAGAGGGAACUCCCCAGUUCAAGUCCACUUCCUGGAUCCAUCCAGCUCUGCUGCGGAGGCAGGCGCCAGGGAAGGGGAUUAUAUUAUUUCCAUUCAAAAUGUGGAUUGUAAGUGGCUGACACUGAGUGAGGUGAUGAAAUUGCUGAAGAGCUUUGGCGAGAACGGCAUUGAGAUGAAGGUCGUGAGCCUCCUCGACUCCAUGUCGUCCGUGCACAGUAAGUGUGCCACAUUCUCGGUGGGAAUGCAGAAAACCUACUCCAUGAUCUGCUUAGCCAUAGAUGACAAUGAUAAAACGGAUAAAAACAAGAAAGUCUCAAAAAAGCGUUCAUUUUUGAGCUGGAGCAUCAACAAGAACAGACAGAAGUCGGUGAGCACCCUGUGCCUCCCGUCGGUCGGGGUCCCGGGGCCUCCGGUCAAGAAGAAGCUCCCGUCUCCGUUCAGCCUUCUCAACAGCGACAGCUCCUUGUACUAAUUAAUGUGAGGAAACUAGGACGUUUCCAGGACAGACUGGGCCUCCGUAUCUGUGCCUUAAAGGAAAAUUUCUAAAUAGUCUCAAAUCCCAUUUUCUCACAGUGUAGACCUACAACUGAUAUGUCUUUAUGAGUGAAAGUAACAAGAAACCUCUAGAUAUUUGUGGAAAACAAACUUAUUUGGCGAGUCUCACCACAUUGCUACAAGUUAUUUAUUACAUAAGGUAUUGUAAAUAGAAUUACUUUGAAAGUAUGGCUGUUUUUAAUGACUUUUAGUCACUUACUAUCAUAGUUAAAUUUGGACUACCUGUAUUAGUCCUGUUUGUAACUUUCCAGACUUGGGUAAUAGAUAAUUUCUUGACUCAGAAUUCAGAUGACCCCAGAUUAAGGCAAGCCAAGGGACUAUAAUGACAGAUUAGUGUUACUAAAAACUGUUCCAAAGGGAUGCUUCCCCAGGGGGAAUUCAUUAACCUAAAACAACAAGAUUUUACUAUUACUUCUAGAUAAUAUAAUGCUAUUUCCAGAUAAAGCCUAGUGCCAAAUUUGUCAUGGCUAAUUAGAUAAAAAACCAUUUCCCCUACUUUAUGUCAUUAAAAAGUCGCUAACACAGUGGCAGUGUUAGAUGAAGAUGCUGUCUACAAGGUAGAUAAUAUACUGUUUGAUACUCAAAACACUAUUCAUUUUGUUUAAAGUAGAAAGUACAUAACUGUAUUUUAAGAGUCUUUAAGAAGGGUUAAAAACAUUUUAAAAGGUCAAGAUGUAAAUGAUUCAAGUUUAGAGCUCUAUUUGACUUUUGAUUUGCUGUAAGUUGGAUGAUACUGUGAUUCUGGUAAGAUUCACGGUUGACAUAGUACAAAUUAUAUAGCUUAAAAAAAUAACAGCAUUGAUACCUAAUUUUGAGAAUGAAUGAACUUAAAUGUUUUCUAGUGUGUAAUAUCAAAAGGGAAACCACUAUAUUUGGGAAAGUGUAUCCACUGCUCUUAGGGCCACUUUUGUAUAAAUAUUUAAAUAAACUCAUUCAUUUGCC
Molecule: messenger RNA, 3045 nt
Organism: Vicugna pacos (alpaca)
Lineage: Eukaryota; Metazoa; Chordata; Mammalia; Artiodactyla; Camelidae
Source: RefSeq, a predicted model, not a curated record